AGCCGGUGUACAUCACCGCUGUUUCUCUUUGUGUGCUAAACAGUUGUCUUCUCUCUCGCGCGCCGAGUUUUGUCUCGCACCACCCCACCCCGGCGUCUCCACUCCUCCUUCUUCCCCCUCUCCGUACAGGUGAGCAGCUCUUCUGUCCUUUCACUAUUCCUUUCACUCUUAUUAUUCAUUCGAUUGCGUUGCUAAUAUCAUCUUCACCUCGUACUCUCUCUCUCUCUUUCCCUCCUUCAAAAGAAAAAUCGGCGUGGGGCCUUCAGAGGCAAAAAUAAGAAAAAUACCGCUGAUUUGUUUUUGCUGCUUUGAUUAUUCGGCCCUCUCUUUUUCCAUCAAGCGUGCUGUCUCUCUGUGUCCGUGUGUCCGUGUGCGGGUUGUGGUUGCUGCCGGCCGUGGGCUUUUGGGGCUUCGCCGCAGCGAGAUUCCUUUGCCUCUGCUGCGCGUACGCGUUGCUCUUCACGCGUACUUCAACAGCUUCAGCGAAGCACUUGGCACCGACUUUCUCACUUACAAGUUUCUCUCUCCGGGAGGGGAAUCGCCAUGUCCGACGUCACCGCGCAAAUCCAGCUCAGUCCCCUGCGCGAGGUGCCCCUGUCGCCCGUGGAGCGAGAGGAGACGUCCGCUGAGCCGUCCUUUUCGUGUCACUGCGUCGUCGAAGACAUGCGCGGCUGGCCCGCCGCUGCCCCCUUCUCCCUCUCCGUUAGUCCGGAGCGCACGACGAUACCGCAGUCGCCCUCGCAGGACGUCCACCCGGGCAGCUGCACGAACCCCUCACCUCACGGACUCUCUUCGCCGGAUCAGGCGGAUGUUGUGAACGGCACCGACACCGCCGCUACCUCCGCCGGUGCUGCUGGCAUUAACGGGGCUGCAUCGGACGCGCUGGCAGCCGCCGCCGCCACGCAUCAAGGCUCUGGUAGUGCUUCGUACAGCCGCAACGGUGACACCGUCGCACUGGCCAGCUCCGUCAGCGGCUCACACGUGACGCAAGACGGGAUGGUGGUGCCGCCUAUUCAAGGAAUUCCCCAGUCGAAGGGCACGGCGACGUCCGCACCGGCGCCGCACGCGAAGGUGAACUGGAAAGACAGAAAGGUGCCGCCGCGGACGAAACUAGCGGUCAAGGGCGCCUUCUCGAACAUGACCACCGUGGACGUGCUACGGCAGGUGCGGCCUUUGCAGACGAAGACGAGACAGGUAGAGGCGGCGGGCUGGUCCAAGCUGGGCUACGAUGAGCUCGAGGAAGAAGAGGAAGCACCCCAUGCGUACGCAGCACCGCCAUCGCCGCAGCAAGAAGAAAGGGGAGCGAAGCGCGAUGACAGCGACGGUGCGGAUGACGAUCGGGAUGACUGGGAUCGAAGAGUGGAGGCAGAGGAGGCGGCAACGCGCGUGCAUACCGAAGCACCACCUCGACAUCAGCGUGUGUCACCCGAGGGCGUCGGAGCGGGAGGCAGCAGUGUUUCUCGUACUCCUCCACAGGACUCAGCUAUGAAGCGGCCGAACGACCGCGUACCGCUGGUACACACGCCUCGCAACACCGCGUCGGUGCAAGCGGCGUGUCCAAGUCCCUCUGCCGCUUUGCCCGGCGGUGUGGUGCAUGAAGUUGAACCCUACGCCACCCGCACAGCCGCGUCCGCCCAGCGCUCGCCGACGGUCCUCCGCUCGCCACCGUCGCACCUCCUCUCGUCGUACAGGGACGUCUACUCCACCUACGGGGUAGCAGCUCCUGAUCACUACAGCGGCGGCAGCCGCCGUGUCGCUGCUGCGCCGCCCGCCGCAGUGGUGACCACCGCUAUUCAUGAGAAGCCAACGCACGACAACGCUGACGCGACGCACCCGGUUGGGUUUGCGCUCUGUGCCGCCAUUGGGCAGCAGCGCCGUGCAGCGGCGGAGCGGGCUUACCUGGAGCGUGCCGCCGAGGCAGCUGGGGAGCCUCAUCCUCUGGCGAACAAAAACCGCCCUACCAGCGCCGGCGAUGUGCGCGGGGCGAGGCGGCCGCGGAAGAUGUCGCUGCUGCCGCCGCCCCGCGGGUACGAAGCCUUCGCGCAGAAGGGCCACGCCCGCCGGACCGCGGCGGAGCAGGAGGAGGAGCAGCGCCAGAGGGACGAGGUGAGGAACUGCACCUACGUUCCUCGCAUCAAUCAACGUCGCUCCCCUUCUGCGGUAAAUACCGGCACGGCGUCGCGAAAGGCCUCGCAGACGUCCACAAAUGUGUUCGACGGAGGCAAAGCGGCGGCGACAUCGCCAUCGCCGCAGAGCAGCGCACCGGGUGACAGCUCAGAGUCAAACGCUUCUGUGUUUGAGCGGCUAGUGAAGGAGGCGGCGCAGCGAGAUGCACGGCUGCGUCAGCUCGAGCUGAAGUAUACACCGUCCUUUGUGCCACAGCGCAUCACCGCCGCCGCGGCGCCUGUGGUGGAAGAGGGGUCAGCGGCAGCUCCGCCUGCGCCACCGCACGGCCACAGCCGUAACGUAUUUGAGGAAUUGUAUGCCCUUUCCAAGAAACGAACCCCCUCGCCUUCUCCGGCGAAGACGGCGGAUGUGGAACGGAAAGGCCAUUCCGCGAGGGCAGCGUCCGCGCACCCCGGAUGUGCUGAGACCGCGCGAACGCAUCCAAAGGAGGGCGAAGCAAGCAGCGAAGCGGUCGACGCAGGAGCCACAGCCGACGGCGCUGCCGUCCACGUGAAAAAAUCGGAGGCGGAGAUCGCGCAGUACAUCGCCGGCAUGCUGAGCCGCGAGGCAGAGCGGCGCACCCGCUGGACAAAGCAUCAGCUCGCGUUGAAGGCGGAGGACGAAAGGGCGUCUUUGCGCCACCCCGCGUUGAAUCCCAAGACGGGGGAGCUGGCGGAGCGGGCCCGUGCUCGGCACCGCGCGCGGGAAGAACAGCAGAAGCUCCAAGAGGCGGAGAAAGUGAAGCGACAUGAAGCGAAAAAGGUGGCUAUCGGUCGUCCGGCGCAACGCCGGCAGCGGGAGGAGAGAAGUCGCCACCCACAGAAGCCCCAACAGCCGCACCAGACGUCAGCCGCGACCAAAGGCACCACCACAAGCGCUGAAGUGUCCAACGUGGCUACUGAACCAGCGCGGGCGGUGGCCGCGGCAUCCCCCAGCACGCCUGCGCGUCGCUCGCUCGGGGCCGAGUUCUACGAACACCAGCAGAGGACGGAGGAGCGUAAAUGCCGCCACCUGGAGCAGCUACGCCUGCAAAAGGCGGAAGAAGAGUUUAAAGAGUGCACCUUUCGUCCGCGCAUCAACAACGUGUCGGAGAAGAUUGCCCAGCGUGUGCUCGUGGAGUCGUUCGACGUCGCGGAAGACGAUGCAGCGCGACGCCGCGACUUCCCCCAGUUCACCACCCCGCCAGAUGCACCGAUGCUGCGCCAGGGAAGCCUACCCCGCUCCGUCGAUCUCGCCUGCCACGACGGCCGCAGCCUGCUGCACGAGCUGCGCGGAGAGACACCCCCGCAGGACCCCAUCGUGCGCGCGCCGAGUUGUGCGGCGGAUAGCGAGGAGGGAGAGUUUGCAUUGCGAGUUCAGCGGAUUCCACUGGAGGCGGCGCGUGCGGGUCCGUCAGCGGACGACAUCACGCCGCAGCGCUCACCGGAGCCGCUGUCGGCGCAGCUGCGUAAUUUGGAGGAGAUGCUGCGCGAGUGGAAGGAGCUGGAGCGGGAGUGUUCGCCGAUGCUGCGGCGACCUUCCCAGACAGGUGUAGCGGACUAA
Messenger RNA from Leptomonas pyrrhocoris, 3708 nucleotides. RefSeq lists its product as hypothetical. The transcript has a single exon. Lineage: Eukaryota; Euglenozoa; Kinetoplastea; Trypanosomatida; Trypanosomatidae. The record is from RefSeq and is a predicted model, not a curated record. Bases 544 to 3708 code for a protein of 1054 amino acids.